CUCGAGGUGAGUCACGUCUCUGGACUGACUGUGGAGAGUUUGAUCAGCAGCAGUGACUUCCCUCCCUGAGCGGGCGACUUCCUCUUCUGAGGUCAGACCUCCCCUCCUCCCUCCGACCCGACAGACUCGGCGCUCUGCAGUCGAACGAGCGUCGAGACAGCGCCCGGACCUCCGCCUGGGCCGGUCGUGACCAUGGCGACGGCGCUGCCCCACUGUUACCACGGCGCCAUCGGCAGGCAGGAGUGCGAGCGGCUGCUGGGUCAGCGGCUCCAGGACGGGACCUUCCUGAUCCGGGACAGCGAGACCAUCGUGGGAGCCCUGUGCCUGUGUGUCUACAAACAGGGAGUGAUCUACACCUACCGGAUCAUGAGGACACACACGGGUCACUACACACUGAUGGUGGCCAGCGGCGUGGCCCAGACCUUCUUCAAGACUCUGCAGGACCUGGUCCAGCACUACAAGGGGCCGGACCAGGGACUUGCCACGCACCUGCGCCACUCGGUCCCGAGACGGACGGCCAUGUUGGUCCGGCACCACAGCGCC
Messenger RNA from Synchiropus splendidus (mandarinfish), 543 nucleotides. RefSeq lists its product as uncharacterized. NCBI's taxonomy places the organism in Eukaryota, Metazoa, Chordata, Actinopteri, Syngnathiformes, Callionymidae. The record is from RefSeq and is a predicted model, not a curated record. The transcript has 3 exons. The annotation marks the transcript as partial.